Messenger RNA from Protopolystoma xenopodis, 855 nucleotides. Lineage: Eukaryota; Metazoa; Platyhelminthes; Monogenea; Polystomatidea; Polystomatidae. The record is from the annotation of a GenBank genome assembly.
AUGGCCUAUUUUAGCCUGGAACGAAUUGUGUUUCCUCUCUCUUUUUCUGGGCACCAUUUCCUUUCUCACUUAUGCUAUUAUUUGCGUAUUGCUCUUUUAUUUGGCAUACUUAGGCUUACUCUUUGGCUCGAAGAAGUCAGCCAGGGAGUAGUUUCAUCAGGCCAGCAGGUUCGCAGUCGUCCAGUUGAUUCAGCUGAUCCACCAACUUGGCAGAUCACCCUGGAUCCUUCCACCUGGAGCACUGAGUGCACUAGGUCGGUCUGUGAGCCUUGUCUUGAAGAAUCUGGCAAUCUUACCACGACUGACACUCCUCCUAUAGUUCACACGGGUCCUACGUUUAGUUCCUGUGUAGUCGCUGAGUUGCCUGACUUAGCGCCUGGUGAGCAGGCGGUUCGAUAUGCCUAUAUACGUUUUAGCGAUUCGUGGGCAUUCGAUGUUUCGUCAAUCACUGCUGGACCGUCUGGCGAAUCUGAUGUGGCAACAAACCGUUUUCAACCUAUGGUAGCUGGCCACACUCGUCGUCUUCUUGCUCAAGUUGUUUACACUAUAGAAGUAGCCGAUUGCGACUACAAAAAACUGUCGUUAUCUUCUCUCGAGCACGAAGUACGUUGUUCUUCAGCGUCUGCUGGACCGAUCAGCAGCGCGGCAACAAGUGCAGCCUUAUUAUCAAUAGACCCAGAAGAUUUGGCUCGUAUUCGCAUAUUAGAUAUGGAGUUGGCCAGUGGACUUACCGAGACUGACCACCGAUUCACUUGUCAAUGCACCAAGAUGAUGGAAACUCAGCUCACGGGACAGAUGCCUUUUGAAUUCGUCUGGAAGAUUUUAUCUAUGCGCUUGAAAACCGAUCCUUCAUAA